Molecule: messenger RNA, 360 nt
Organism: Striga asiatica
Lineage: Eukaryota; Viridiplantae; Streptophyta; Magnoliopsida; Lamiales; Orobanchaceae
Source: the annotation of a GenBank genome assembly
AUGUCUUCAAAGGUAGGCAAAAAGGGAAAGCUAAUGAUACCGUCCUUAGAAGUUGUUGGAAAUAUACUUCAAAGCACACGAAAUAUAGACGACCAUACGACAUCAGCGUGGCCUAAUCAAAAGUAUGUACAGAGUUCCAUAGACACAACAGGUGUGCCUAGGUGCGAGAAUGCAUCUUCACCGGGUGUGUUAGCUGGAGGAUUGGAAGAUGAACUCGCAUUGUUGUCUCCAAAUAUCAGGACGCGUGCUGUGGUUGAUUUAAUGGGCAUUGGUGUGCCUGUGUUCAUGGUGCCUUUUUCAAUCUCUUCUAGGCAAGCUUUAGUACUUGGUUGUACAAAUUUGCCAUCAAAAGUAACAUGA